UCAACAACAAUCCAAAGCAUUUUUUUUCUUUUCAUUCAACAUAAAUCCAAAAAGAAUAGAAAAUAGUUUAGUCUGCGGGCUAACGUGCAUAAAAUUUGGAUUACCUGACAUUAAUGAGAAGAUUUAGCAGCAUUCGUAUUUGGACGUUAUUGUUUAAUAGCUGCACUAUUUAUAUUUUGGCGCCAUUUUUCAUCGUUUGCUCUUGUGCUGGAGCAUUCUGUUAUUGUUUUACUCACAGCAGCACCUUUUCAUACAGGGUUUGAUAAUCGGGAGUUAUGGAGGAUACGGCAUUUAUGGAAAUCGAUGAGCAAUUUUCUCUCCCCAAUUUGAACAGAGGCAAAGAAAAAAUCGUGAACGAUGCUCCCGAUAAAAAGAAUGCUCCCUGGGUUGAAAAAUACCGCCCCCAAUCCCUCGCAGACGUUGCCGCUCACAAAGAUAUCAUCGAAACAAUUGAUAGGUUGACGAGUGAGAAUAGGCUGCCUCAUCUUCUACUUUAUGGUCCGCCUGGAACUGGGAAGACGUCUACUGUGCUGGCCAUGGCACGGAAGCUUUAUGGGAGUCAGUACCAGAACAUGAUACUUGAAUUGAAUGCCUCUGAUGACAGAGGAAUUGAUGUUGUUCGAAUGCAAAUUCAAGAUUUUGCAAGCACCCAGAGCUUCAGUUUUAGUGGAAAGUCAAAUGUGAAGCUAGUAUUAUUGGAUGAGGCAGAUGCCAUGACAAAAGAUGCUCAGUUUUCCUUGCGUAGGAUUAUAGAGAAAUACACCAAGAGCACAAGAUUUGCUCUCAUAUGUAAUUAUGUGCAUAAGAUCAUUCCAGCAUUACAAUCGAGGUGUACAAGAUUUCGUUUUGCUCCCCUUGAUGCUGCAAAUGUUACACAACGGCUCCGACAUAUCAUAAAUGCAGAACAGCUUGACGUCACAGAGGGUGGAUUGUCAGCAAUAGUUAGACUCAGUAGUGGUGACAUGAGAAAAGCUCUGAACAUUUUACAGUCUACACAGAUGGCUUCUCCUCAAAUAACUGAAGAAGCAGUCUACCUUUGCACAGGAAAUCCGAUGCCUAAAGAUAUUGAACGAAUAUCGUUCUGGUUACUAAAUGAGUCAUUUUCAAAUGCUUAUCUUUACAUCUCUGAGAUGAAGACUGCCAAGGGUCUGGCUCUUGUUGAUAUUAUAAGGGAGAUUCCCAUGUUUAUCUUCAAUAUCAAAAUGCCAGAAACUAUUCGUGUUCAGCUUAUUAAUGCUUUGGCUGAUAUUGAGUAUAGGUUGGCUUUUGGAACAAAUGAAAAACUACAACUUGGAUCUCUUAUAAGUGCAUUUACGCAUACUCGUGCUGCAUUGGUUGCAGCUGCUAAGUAAGUCAUCAAAUAGUUUCUUUCCAGCUGCCAAAACUGGAAAAAAAGACAAAGCAGCACAAGAUAUCCCAUUGGCAGGUGUAUGUUGUAAAAUUCUCUUUCUAGAAUUUGAAUAUAAAAUGUAUUAUAGAUGAAGCGACAAGUGACAAGCACAGCAAUAACCCUUUCACUAGCUCAUUUUGUGACACAAAAGAUAAAGCAAUACCUUGGAAUUGCUAUAGAUAAUGGAUACAAUUUAAGGUUUUGCUGUAUGGAGUAUCUAUGAUUGAGUUCAAUGCUGCCAAGCUUGUAGCAUUAGUUCCAGACUAUUGAGUAUUAGGUGUCAUUCCUCAUGCUGAGGUGAGAUGCUUUCUGCUCAUGAGCAGAAUCAGUUCAGAACAUUUGAAAGCUGGUUAGCAUUCUACACGUUGAGGAUAUAAGCACUUUGUUCAGGAGCAGAAUUGGCAUGAAAUCUGAUUGGUUGGAAGUUAAUGGGGCAUCUCUAUAUUCUUUUGCGCAGAAAGGCUUCCUGAUAUUUAUCCACAUUUUUGAUAGACCCGUUCAGGUUUUGAAUUUAAGAUAUAAAACAUUUUGGAUAUUUAUGGCCGAAAUCUUGAAGUUGCUUACUUUCGUAUGAAUCUUAAUAUAUUGCAGUGAUAGAUGGCACUAGAUUUUGAUCUUA
This is a messenger RNA of Cryptomeria japonica (Japanese cedar), 2009 nucleotides long. RefSeq names its product replication factor C subunit 3. The coding region runs from base 276 to 1352 and encodes 358 amino acids. Gene Ontology annotation, biological process: DNA-templated DNA replication; DNA repair. The transcript has 9 exons. NCBI's taxonomy places the organism in Eukaryota, Viridiplantae, Streptophyta, Pinopsida, Cupressales, Cupressaceae. Gene Ontology annotation, cellular component: nucleus; DNA replication factor C complex. Gene Ontology annotation, molecular function: DNA binding; ATP binding; DNA clamp loader activity. The record is from RefSeq and is a predicted model, not a curated record.